AUGUCGCUCUCGUUUGAAAUCAAUCCUCGUUUUCUGGUCGAAAAUAUACAUGAAAUAAAACAGAAUUUUCAACCGAUCAAUUGUUAUGAACAGGAAUCACUUGUGUCUCUCGAAGAAGCAUGCCAACCAUUCGAAAAUAUGCUUGGUACAGAACUGCAACUAUACAUAAAUGUUGCCAAAUUGAAUUCUAAAGAACCUAAACAAGGAUUAACUCAAGAUGAAUCAGCAUCGAUCUAUCUGUAUACAAUGGAAUGGAAUCAAUCACAAAACAGUCUUUAUGUACGUCUUAAUCAAGCACUUUGUGCUAAUGAUAAAAAUCGACUUGAACCUUGGUAUAAAUAUCUCAAAUUAUUGUUUACGGCACUCUUCAAAUUACCAUAUACUGAACAACAUACUUUUUGGCGUGGUAUUGCUAAAGAUGUCAGUGAACAUUAUCGAGAAGGUGAUAAGUUAACAUGGCGGUCGUUGACUUCUACAACAUCUCCAAUCGAUGUUCUUCAAUCACCAAUGUAUUUGGGUAGAGAAAAAGUACAAACAAUAUUUGUUAUCGAAACAAAACACGGAAAAUUUAUUCAAGCACAUUCACAUCUUGUGAAUGAUAAUGAAAUUCUUCUUUUACCUGGAAUUGUUCUAAAGGUCAUAGGAUCAUCAAAACAAACUGAUGCAAUUCAUAUAAUUCAUUUACGUGAUGUUGAAUCAUUCGAUAGCUUAAUAUUGAAUCCGAUUCCAAAACUCAAUCAAUAUCGCAAUCCAAGACUCGAAGAAGUGAUUCGAGCAUCAGAAAUGCGUAGUAAAUUAUCUUUAGAAUCCAUGAAUUUAAAUGAUCAAGACAUCGAAAUAGUUGUUAAGUUAGGUAUUGUUGAAAAGCAAUGUAUGAUACUCAAUUUAAGUGAUAAUGUAAUCACAUCUGUUGGUGCUUCUAUCUUGUCUCAGGUAUUUCUUGACAAUCAAACUUUCAAGUCACUAAUACUUGAUAGCAAUCGAAUAUUAGAUACAGGUGUUGAAUUUAUUGCUAGAGGAUUAGCAAAUGCAAAUCUUUGUUUCAGAACUCUUUAUUUGGAUUCUGUUGGUAUGUCUGACACUAGUUGUAAAUACCUUGCUGAGAUGAUUCGAAGAAAUCAUGGAAUAAUCUAUCUUUGGUUAAACAAUAAUGAAAUUAGUGAUCGUGGAGUUCAAGUAUUACUUGAGACGAUCAAAUCUUGUGACUGUGGUAUCGUAAUGAUAACUUUAUCUGGCAAUGCAUUAAUAACUGAUGCAAGUGUAGAUAUUAUUUGUUCUGCUAUGUUUGAAAAUCGUAUCUUUCAUCAAAUACAUAUUUGUAAUUGUGGACUGUCAACGGCAGGUAAAGAACGACUUCAAGUCGCAGCUCAACAAACAUCAUUCAUCCUUUAUGUGUAA
Messenger RNA from Adineta steineri, 1398 nucleotides. The record is from the annotation of a GenBank genome assembly. NCBI's taxonomy places the organism in Eukaryota, Metazoa, Rotifera, Eurotatoria, Adinetida, Adinetidae.